Oryzias melastigma (Indian medaka) is the source of this 2603-nucleotide messenger RNA. RefSeq names its product solute carrier family 2, facilitated glucose transporter member 11. Gene Ontology annotation, biological process: monosaccharide transmembrane transport. The record is from RefSeq and is a predicted model, not a curated record. Gene Ontology annotation, molecular function: hexose transmembrane transporter activity. Lineage: Eukaryota; Metazoa; Chordata; Actinopteri; Beloniformes; Adrianichthyidae. Gene Ontology annotation, cellular component: membrane.
ACAGUAGUAAUGGGGCUAAAGGACUGAAAAAACAUUGCUACAACCAAAGUAAAGUAUUGUGUUUUGAUUUAUCGGACUCUCCACUGCCGAAGGAGAUCAAGGAUGAAUGUGCAAUACAGGAAUGUGCUUCAAGGAGUUUCUCGGCGCCUGAGCUGAAGCAGUGUGCUGCACCUUACAAUGGGCUGCCAUUAUGUAAGGAGGCUUCACUGACUGUGGGACAAAAAACUUUUCUUUGGAGUUAAAAUGGUCUUAAAUGAAGCAUCAAGGGAAUCACAGGAAAAGAUCAAUUGUAUUUUCCUCGAAAUAAACUCAUCCUCCCGUCCAGUUUGGCUUUACUGUGGAGAGCAGGAGCCUGAGUGAAGGACGCAGAGACUGCUCUGUAAGACUAUUUUUAAAAAACAAACAAUGCCAAAGGAAUAUGUGGACGAGUACGAGCCUCUGCUUAUCAAACCAGUCAAAGAUUCAAAGAGGUUAAAGUUUCCAAACAAAUCCCUUCUGCUUGCUGUGUUUGCUGCUUGUGUUGGUGGAACCUUUCAGUAUGGAUACAACAUCUCUGUCAUCAACUCACCCACUAUGUAUGUGCAAGACUUCAUCAACCAGACUUGGGUUAAUCGCUACCAAACUGAAAUUUCCAGCGAUGCUCUCACCCUCCUUUGGUCCACCAUUGUGUCCAUAUUCACCUUAGGAGGACUUGUGGGAGUAACAAUUGGUGGGACAUUGUCUGUAAAGCUGGGGAGAAAAAGGACACUGCUGACCAAUAACCUGUUUUCACUGACGGCGGCUCUCCUGAUGGGGCUGAGCUCGUCUGCUGGAUUAUUCGAGUUACUCAUCAUCGGACGUUUUUUCAGUGGAAUAAAUGCAGGCAUUGCUUUAAGUGUUCAACCUUUAUACUUGGGGGAAAUCGCUCCGACGGCGUUACGUGGAGCCAUGGGGAUGGGUACCUCCAUUUUUAUCACCGGUGGAAUCCUAACUGGACAAGUGAUGGGCCUAAAAGAACUCCUGGGUAAAAGGGAAUACUGGCCUAUCCUCCUCUCCACCACCAGCAUUCCAGCAAUCCUGCAGCUGCUGAUUCUGCCCUGGUUCCCCGAGAGCCCUCGCUACCUGUUCAUUGAUAAAGGGGAUGAUGAGGCUUGUAAAAAAGCCCUGAGGCAGCUGCACGGCGCAGAAGACUGUCAUGCUGCACUGGAAGAUAUUGCCAAAGAGAAGAAUAACUUAGCAGGUUUCCAGGCCAAGAAACCAUGGGAGCUUUUUGCUGAUCGCAGUGUCCGCUGGCAGCUUCUCACCAUCGUUUUGCUCAACAUGGCACAACAGCUGAACGGCAUCAACGCUAUCUACUUUUAUGCCGACUAUGUGUUUAAGCAAUCAGGGAUUCCAGCUGAUAAAAUACCAUAUGCUACUGUCGGCACUGGUGCCUGUGAAUGCAUCACUGCUUUAACAUGUGGUUUGCUCAUUGAAUAUCUGGGAAGAAAAGUGCUCAUCACUGGAGGAUACAUUCUCAUGAGCAUCUGCUGCAUUCUGUUCACGCUGACACUCACUUUUCAGGAUGUUAGUCCAGUUUUUCCAUACCUGAGCAUGGCCUGCGUUUUUGCUUUUAUCUUGAGUUUUGGUCUAGGACCAGGUGGAGUGACUAACAUCCUCACCACAGAGCUGUUCACACAAGCCUCUCGCCCUGCAGCGUUCAUCAUCUCCGGAUCAGAUUGGUCUGCAGCAGUACUGUUUCCUGGUCUUCUUGGUUGUCUGCUCCUCAGUGGCACUCUACAUCUUUCUUGUUGUUCCUGAGACAAAAAACAAGACUUUUGUGGAAAUCCAAAACGACUUCCAGUCCUCCAAAAACACAAAGCUGGGCAACUCUGAUGGAGCAGGGACCAUACUUCUAUCAACUUCAAUAUGAAAUAAAUCUAAGAAAGCUUUAAAGUACCUUUUUUUUUAUCUGUUAUCAUGUUUAUGCAAUAGAUAUUUUGGAUCCAUUAUCUAAAAAUAUAUCCAAAAUAAGUAUUUUUACUGUAAACCAAGCUGCUUUUUUUGCCUGAUUUUUUUUUUUUCAUUUUCAAGCACAAUCACUUGUAAGUUUUUAGAAAAAGUUUGUACUACUUUUAUUAAUUGAUUUCCCAUACAGUAUCACAUGCUUAAUAGUAAUGGCUCUACUGUUGAAAUAGUGAAGAUGGAGGCAUCAGUGCUGCAUUUGCACAUCUGCGAAGGUUUUCAUUUCAACGCUGCACAAAGAGGGAGUUUGUAACUCAAAAAGUAAAAACAGCAUUUUUAUAAAAACUUUAUAAAAACUUUCUCUUCCAACUUUCUUAUGUCGUGCAUGAAUGGAACAACUAUGAGAGGCUUGUAAAUGUCCAACUCUGGAGUUCUCUCUUUACUGGGCUUUUUUUCCCUGCAGACAGCAUGUGAUCACAUUAAAUUUCUGAAACUCACUGCCGUAACUACAAAUCAGUCAAAGCUGUUUUGGCAGGACUCACUUCAGUGUGAAAUGCUCCCUGUACUGUAUCAAUGUGAACGAAUGACCCGCACGCUACGGGUCAGGGUUUCAGAUGUUAAAGCUGAACAUAAUAAAAGGUGCUUUGCUGAUUUUGUUCAAUAAAAAUCAGUUGAUGAAA